Messenger RNA from Brachypodium distachyon (stiff brome), 1210 nucleotides. RefSeq lists its product as uncharacterized. NCBI's taxonomy places the organism in Eukaryota, Viridiplantae, Streptophyta, Magnoliopsida, Poales, Poaceae. The coding region runs from base 128 to 928 and encodes 266 amino acids. Gene Ontology annotation, molecular function: transmembrane protein transporter activity; protein binding. The record is from RefSeq and is a predicted model, not a curated record. The transcript has 6 exons. Gene Ontology annotation, biological process: protein targeting to chloroplast; protein insertion into mitochondrial inner membrane. Gene Ontology annotation, cellular component: chloroplast inner membrane; TIM22 mitochondrial import inner membrane insertion complex.
UUAUUAACGGAGCACCCAAGGGAAGGGGAUAAACAAGCGACCGAAGCGCAAGCUAUCUCCAUUCUCCCUUCCUCCCCCUCUUCUCCCCUAAGCAUUUCGAAGCACCGGAGCGGCGGGGAGCUUCGAGAUGGAAGGGAUUGGGCAGAAGAAGCGGCCGCUGGUGGUGAUGGCCUCCUCGUCGACCGCGGUGUCGCGGGGCGGAGCCAACCCGCUGGCCGAGCUGGGCGACCGCGUCAAGUCGCUGGAGGCGGAGGUGCGCGCCUGGAUGGCCAAGCAGCCCACGCAUAUCGAGGCCGCCGUCACCACGGCGUUCGGUGCCGUGCAGGGCGGCGCGCUCGGAGGGCUGAUGGGUACGUUCGCGCCGGACGGAGGAGCGGGGUUGCCCGUGCCUCAGCCGCCGCCCGGGGUCGACCCGAACGCCAUGGCCACCUUCAAGCAAGCGCAGGCUUUGGCAGGAGGGCCAUUGGUGCAAGCUCGAAAUUUUGCAGUUAUGACUGGUGCAAACGCAGGCAUAUCUUGUGUUAUGAGAAGGAUAAGAGGAGUGGAGGAUGUCCAGGGCAGCAUGGCAGCAGCUUUUGGUUCUGGUGCUCUAUUCUCCAUUGUGAGCGGAAUGGGAACACCAAAUCCAGUUGUUAAUGCAAUUACAACUGGUAUGGCUUUUGCAGUAUUUCAAGGUGGCUUUUUCAUGGUUGGGCAGAAGUUCUCAAAGCCAAAGGGACAGAAUGAGGAUAUGAACUAUUCUCGUGGAAGAAAUAUGUUGAACCAAUUAGGUCUUCAGAACUAUGAAAAGAAUUUCAAGAAGGGUCUUCUGACUGAUGAAACAUUGCCUCUCCUCAAUGACAGUGCACUCAGAGAUGUGAAUAUCCCCCCUGGUCCAAGACUUGUCAUCCUUGAUCACAUUAAAAGAGAACCUGGCUUGACGAAAUAAAAUUGAAGUGAUUGCCACUGCCUGUUAGCACCGUUUUUGUUUUCUCAAGUUGCAUAAAUUAUGUUCUUGGAAGUCGAAUCAAUGAUGAGCUUCUUAGGCAGCAGUAUGAUUUUAAAAGAUAACUAGUAUAUGUUUUGUAGUCGUUAGACUGAUUAAAUUACAUGUGUUGAUCUGUUCUGAAGUUUGAGUUGAACUAUGUGUUACGGCAGAGAUUGUUCUCAAGAACACGUGAAUCUUAUUCCGAGUCAUUUGGGCAAUUCAAGAUGGACGAUUUCACUCUGA